This is a messenger RNA of Schizosaccharomyces octosporus yFS286, 2386 nucleotides long. Its product is annotated as esterase/lipase. Lineage: Eukaryota; Fungi; Ascomycota; Schizosaccharomycetes; Schizosaccharomycetales; Schizosaccharomycetaceae. The transcript is spliced from 2 exons. The record is from RefSeq and is a predicted model, not a curated record. The coding region runs from base 416 to 1534 and encodes 372 amino acids.
CUAGAAUUCGUUAUGAAUUCGCACUCUACUCUCUACUCACUUUAAAAGAUGCUGAGUCGGAUUUUCUUCAUAGAAAUUAACUGAAUUCGUCAUCUAUUUAUUGUAAAAACAUUAGAAGACUCAAAAACAUUCUUUCAUCUUGGAAAGUCAUAAUUUUUUGGCAGAAUGUGUCAGCGAUCGUUCUUCAAAACUAUUGAAUGCUAGGUAGCACUUAUUAAAGCCGUUUACUUUCAUUUAUAAUUCUAUGAUACAUGCUUAAAUCCAAUGUUUUUUUUUUUUAGUUUUCGGCUGAUUUUUCAUAUAAACGAACCAUUUCCCCAGUGUUGUUCAUGCACCCACACUCUUCUUAUAUCUUUUUUACUAAAGUUUGUUGAAACGCUUUUGUUAGCGGAUACAAAGUUAAGUUCUCGAUAGAAUGGGACUCAUUGUUACUAUUUAUACUCUUUGGGUCGCAAUUUCUUCUUUGUUUAUUGUCUCAGCAUUUCAGGUAGAUAUUCGCAACUUUCUUUUCAAGUUCAUCCCAAAAAUAUAUCCGGGUGUUUCAAAGUACAAUGUUGCUUCCGUAUUAGCAUUUGUUUCUGAAAAGUCACUGGAAUUUGCUAGUGUCAAGUUCCUGGUAAUGCUUGCGAUAGACAAAUUAGGAGCCUUUUCUUCUCCUAUCUAUGGUAAAGUGUUUAUUUUGGACAUGUUUGGCUUAGGUUCUUUGCUUUCUCUGAUCGUUGCAAAUGUUAUUGGAGCAUAUCAUCUAGACGAUGUGAAAGAAAAGCUUUCCUCUUCUAGGGAUGUUUCAAACAAAAGUUGUUCUUCUCUGAAAAAGCAUAUCGGUCGACUUUCAGUCAAUGUACGUACUGGAUCCAUCCUGCGUUUUCCUUAUAUUUCAUACCUUCCUAAUUGGCUGCUCGCGAAAAACAAUGCGGAAAGAUUGGUUUACAAAAGUCAUCUGCUUUUGAAUAUCUUUACUCCUGAUGAUAAAUCUACAAAUCAUCCAGUAGUAUUGUGGGUUUGCGGCCGUAACAAGGCUGAGUCUGUAAUUAUACCGUACCUCGCCUCUCUUGGUUUUGUUGUUGUCGUCCCCAAUUAUGCACAACCUCCUAAAUAUUCCACUGCUGAAUCCGUUUUGUUUGUAAAACUGUGUGUAGAGUGGAUAUCGGAAUGUAUCUACUGUUUCAAUGGUGAUGCCAAUCAGAUAUAUUCUGUUGGCGAAGACACUGGUGCUGCAGUGAUUAUGGAAUGUCUUUCGAAGGAGUUACCUGCUAAUACGAUACACGGUUUGUUCGCCCUCGCACCUAGGCAUAACCGAGAUCUACAGUGGUCUAUCAAACAAUCUAUCCCUACGUUCACUUUGGUUCCUGGAGUUCAAGAGGACAAUCCUGAAGGUGAUGCUAAGCAAGCUGACCCCAAUUUACACAAAUUUAUGAGCGUUUCUGGUGCCGUUCCUUAUUAUUAUAAGUUUAGUUCUCCCAGAACGCUUGCAACUGGUGACUUGAUUGCUGAAUGGCUUAAUCAUAUAAAUACUUCGAAAAAGGUGAACUAACAUCUCCAAGUGAACGGGUUAACGAAGUUAUCUGAGCAAAUCAUGAGAACUGGGUAAUGACAAUUCACUUUUUUACGUUCGCAAUUUUUUCCUUUUUUGCUUCUCCCUAAUCACUUACAAACUACAAACUCUUUCAAGUAUUGACUUCCUGAUUUGCGAGCUACUGGAUAAAGCUUUCAAGUUGGAAGAUAUAACCCAAGUGUAUCUAACAGAAGCUGAGCAACUCAAUGUAUCCAGCAUGAAAUAUCAUAUUGCGAGGCUAAACGAUGUAUUUUCUAUUAACCGAAAGCUCGUUUUCUGAAGGUUGUCUGUAACCACAUGAAUGAUUUGUUGUUCAGUGAUACAUCUUGCUUUUUUUGAAGGCAUUAUUAGGUGUUGUCAGAACAGUCCUGAUGUUAAACUUGCUAAACUUAUUUUCGGAAUUGGGACCCCUGAAGAAAACUGAAAUAUCUUAAAUGCCUAUUUGGCUUAGAAGACUAGGCUCGGUGAAGAUUGCCUCACAUCUUCCUAUGAAGUUUCUCCAUGAUUAUCCAUGAAAAUAAUUAACAUAGAUCAUGAAAUGGGAAACAAGAAAAGCCAUUGUCCAACUGUCAUUAUUUUGGGUAAUUGGUGUAGAUUCUCCUUGGGCUUUCACUAACCUCUCUCAUGAUACAUUGACCUAUAUAUGAAUUAAUAAUGCCUGGAUUAGCUGAACUACUUCCGUUCGAACUUAUGUUAAACUACCCAGUCAAUUUGUUAUAUUCAUAUGACGAUUUGUCUUCAGGGUUUUGAUGAAAAUAAUUUAUGAAUUAUCAAUAAUGUAUGAUUACUCACUUUUCCUUUGUUAUAAUGAAUUUAUUUGUUCCAAACUUA